Molecule: messenger RNA, 165 nt
Organism: Peromyscus leucopus (white-footed mouse)
Lineage: Eukaryota; Metazoa; Chordata; Mammalia; Rodentia; Cricetidae
Product: nucleoside diphosphate kinase B-like
Exons: 1
Coding region: 1-165 (54 amino acids)
Biological process (GO): regulation of apoptotic process
Molecular function (GO): nucleoside diphosphate kinase activity
Source: RefSeq, a predicted model, not a curated record
AUGCAUCAGGAACUGAUAAGAGAGGUCAUCAAGCACUUUGAGCAGAAUGGUUUGCACCUGGUGCCCAUGAAGUUCCUUCAGGCUUCAGAAGAUCACCUGAUGCAGCACUACAUUGACCUGAAAGACCAUCCUUUCUUCCUGGGGCUGGUGAAGUACAUGAAAUAA